CGAUUGAUAAAAAAAGGUACUGUAUACAUCGUUGAGAAGAUUCUGUCCGCGAUGUUGAUAGCGGAAUGUUUAUAGAUGUUGAGAACGCAGUGCUUAAAAUGGCAUCGUAUUGGGCUGUUAUUUAUCUUUUUAUAUUUUGCGUAGUUGGAAGUUGUUCAUCAGAGUCAGUCAUACCGCCAUUAGAUCAGGUACAAGAAUGGGCAAGAGAUAUACAAACAAAACUAUUCGACUAUCUAACAGACAAUAUGAAGCCUGAUAAACUGAGUGAAAUAUAUGAAGAUUCAGUCAAGAAUAAUGAAUUGAAGGAAGUGUAUGUGGAUGGAAAUGAAUUAGUAGCAAAAGUAGCAACAAAUUGGGUUUCUUUACUAGAAAAAAAGAAGACCGCAGUUAAGAAAAUCGUUGAAUUCUUAGAAAAUUCAUCUUUAACAACUCCAUACUCUGCGAAUCCUGAGGUAGAUUUUUUGAAUGCUAAAGGACCCACUAAGGAACUACAAAGUGUGUUAACAGAUACAUUUGGUGGGAAAAAUGUAACUUAUAAUCAAAGUGCAGUACAGAUUCCAACAGAUAUAUAUGUAAAAGAUCCAAUUAUACUUAAUGCUAUCAAAGUGACUGAUGGAAUUGAUGAGGUUUUUAUGGAUAAUAUGAUGAAUGACACCGAACUCCUUUGGCAGUACGUAGGGAGUUCAACCGGCUUCUACCGGUCAUACCCAGGCAAAGAUUGGGAUUUGCCUGAAGGUAAAUUAACGAUGGAUCAAUAUGAUGUGAGACGAAGGAGCUGGUACAUCGGCGCAGCUAACUCUCCUAAAGAUGUUUUGAUACUUGUAGAUAUAAGUGGCAGUACCAGUGGUAUCACUUCAAACCUAAUUAAAGUGUCUGUCUGUGAAGCAAUUGACACACUAGGAGAUGAUGAUUUUGUCAAUGUUGCCUUGUUCAAUGACAAUACAACAUUUCUUGACUCCAAACUGACAACUUUUGUACAGGCUAACCUCAGAAACAAGCAGCAUUUAAAGAAAGAGAUUAAAGAGUAUAUGGACCAAAAAAAAGCAACUGAGAAAAUGGCUAAUUAUACACGAGCACUGGAAUUUGCUUUCACAGAGCUUAAAAAGCUAAUGGAUGCAGCAGAACAAUCUGACUUAGGCAUUGGAGCCCAAUGCAACUCUGUCAUUCUGAUGUUUACUGAUGGUGGACCGGAUAAAGCAAAGGAAAUUAUCAACAAAUACAACUCCGAUAAUAGAACUCGGAUAUUUGUGUACAACGUUGGUCCCAACGCUAUGGUGUCAUCAGAUGGUGUGAAGAGUAUGGCUUGUAUGACUAAUGGUUAUUUCAGCAACAUACCUUCAAUUGGAGCUGUCCGGCUAACCACAUUGGACUACAUUCCCGUGUUGAGUCGCCCCCUAGUGCUGGCAGGUAAUCGCACGUACCAGUGGUCCAACAUCUACCUAGAUGCAUUGGGACUUGGCAUGAUGACAACGCUGACCCUACCAGCAUUCAAUAAAUCAAAAACAUACGACGCGAAUGGGAAUGAGAUUCCGAAUCAACAACUCCUAGGCGUCGUCGGCACAGAUGUCACUAUUAAGGGAAUGGAGGAUUUGGUCCCUAAACGAAGACCCCAUUAUAAUAGCAGUUACCGUUGCAUUGGUCCGGAGGGUUACGCAUUCGGUAUCAACAGUAACGGUUACAUUCUCAUUCAUCCACGUCUCAAAGGACAGGAAGAAAUUGAGCCUAUACUUAAGCUUGGAUAUUUGUCGGAUCCUCCGAACGUUGACCUUUUGGAAGUUGAGGUCAUUCCAAAGGGGAGUGUUGAUUUGGCAAAUUUGAGAAGAGCGAUGAUAGAUGAAAAAACCAGCAACGUUACAUUCCCAUCUUUGAUAAUGUCACAGGGAGAGCGGUAUGUCCAUUAUAUCAACAUGACAUACUCGUUCACCAAUAUUAAUGCAACAAGUUUCAGCAUGGCUAUAGUUCAGCCUAAAUUUGAUUUAUAUGAGUUUCAAGUUGAUAAAGACAACGAAAUAUUUAGUAAACUGAUCAAUUUUUUUGCUGAAGAAUGUAAUUAUACUACUUGUAAUAAUGAGGGAAUCUGUCCAAGCACUAAUGAUACGGAAGUUACACAAGAGGAUGAGGAGGAAGAGCUUGUACCUUCAGACAAUGACAUGAGUUCUUUUCAAGUUGAAAUAGAGAAUGAAGAGUACGAUUCUUUUACUGAUGACAUAAGUUCUCUCCAAAUUAAAAUAGAGCAAGGGAUUGAAGGGAAUGUAGAUUCAACAGAUGACUUGAGUUCUUUAGUGCUUACACAAGAUGAUGAGGAGGAAGAGCUUGUACCUUCAGACAAUGACAUGAGUUCUCUUCAAAUUAAAAUAGAGCGAGGGAUUGAAGGGAAUGUAGAUUUAACAGAUGACUUGAGUUCUUUAGUGCCUUACAUUACAUUGGCCAAAAAAGGUGAAAGAAUGGGGACAGCCCUCUUUCCAAACUGGGAACUGUGUGAAGGGCUGACAAGCUCAAGCACAAUAAAAGAUGUACUGGAGCAGCUUAUGAAGGAAUAUCAAGUAAUGAGAAGCUCGGAUGUUGGCAUGACAUAUCAAUUCGUCAACUGUGAGGAGACGAUUGUGUCCUGCCUUUGGUUUGACAUGUGGGCAGUUCAUGAGUUUGAAACGAAAAAUGGAAUUGCCGCAUUAUUUGAUAAAGAUAAUGGACCAGACUACUUGAUGAUAGCAAGCAAAUGUGGCUAUACUCAUAUCUAUCCUAACUG
Molecule: messenger RNA, 2746 nt
Organism: Anneissia japonica
Lineage: Eukaryota; Metazoa; Echinodermata; Crinoidea; Comatulida; Comatulidae
Product: voltage-dependent calcium channel subunit alpha-2/delta-1-like
Cellular component (GO): voltage-gated calcium channel complex
Molecular function (GO): voltage-gated calcium channel activity
Source: RefSeq, a predicted model, not a curated record